UUUUAAUCAAAAGGUAAACAAAUUUCUUUUGGCAGAAGGGGAACUUGUUUGUUAAAUAUUUUGUAUAUAUUUGAGCUGACAAAUUUAUUUCACUAUCAAAACCUCUAAAAAUGAACUGCAAAAGUGUUUGUGUAGUUUUGAGUGCAGUUUUAGCUCUUGCGAUUGCAGGUCCUUUCGAAUAUAUUCCUGGACUCAAAUACAAUGACGAAAUCUACGUUCCCCUUAACGCAGUAGUUGGUUUGAGAAGAUCUCGUUCUGCCGACCCUAGAAAUCCUUUUUUUAAUGGUGGACAAUCUGAAGCCAACGCCUUUGCCAACGCUAACGCUGGCGCUGGAGGUUAUGGUGGUGCUGGAAGCGAAGCAGAAGCUAAAGCUGUGGCUCAAUCCCAAGCAGGUGGCUCCGGAGGUCCUGGCGGUUACGGAGGUCCAGGCGGUUACGAAGGUCAAGGCGGUUACGGAGGUAGAGGAGGUUUCGGUGGUCAAGGCCGUUACGGAGGUCCAGGCGGUUACGGACGUCAAAGGUUCGCUGGUCCAGGAGGUCCUGGAUUUGGAAGACAAAGAGGACCUGGAUUCGACGGACCUGGAGGCCCAUCCUACGGACAAGGACCACCUGGAGGUAUACCUUUUGGACAAGGAGGAAUUGGAGCAGGUCAAGCAAGCGCUAUCUCCAGCGCUGGUGCCACAUCAGGUGGAUUUAAUGAGGCCCAAGGACUUGGUGUAUCUGGAAGUCAUUCUAAUGCAAACGCAGGUUCAUUAGGUGUAGGGGGAGGACACGGAAGUGGAUUUGGAGAAGCUGGAAGCCAAGCUAAUGCAGGUGCAGUGGGAUCUAACCUAGGUGGGAAUACUGGUGCUAAUGCUGGUGCAAAUGCUGGUGCAAGUGCUGGUGCAAAUGCUGGUGCAAAUGCUGGUGCAAAUGCUGGUGCAAAUGCUGGUGCAAAUGCUGGUGCAAAUGCUGGUGCAAAUGCUGGUGCAAAUGCUGGUGGUUUCAAUGGAGGGUUUUCUUUUCCCCAAGGGAGUGUGGUGCACCCUGGAGGAGCAAGUGCAGGUGCCUCUGGAGGUAGUGCAGCAGACGCUAACGCACUAACACAAAAAUUUGAGGGAAACGGUAUUGUAGCAACAUCAUCUUCUGCUCAGAGCUCCAGCAGAACGCAAGGAUACAACGGCGGAGCCCAAAGUGUAGCCACUGCCAAUGCUGCAGCAGCAGCCUAAAUAAAUAAUUUUCAGAUAGAGAGAUUGUGUGUAAUUUUUCCAACGUUUAAUAUAUUAAUUUUUAUAUUUCUA
Molecule: messenger RNA, 1280 nt
Organism: Ceutorhynchus assimilis (cabbage seed weevil)
Lineage: Eukaryota; Metazoa; Arthropoda; Insecta; Coleoptera; Curculionidae
Source: the annotation of a GenBank genome assembly